AACUGGCAGCCACCCGAAUUACCAAUCUCUUCAGCAGCAGGAGGAUGGAAGAAAGAAAAGAAGUAUCUUCACAUAGGAUGGAGAUCUUGUUGGCCCUGCUGCUCCUGGGCCACCUAAGAGUGCUCACCUACGGCCAUCCCAUCCUAAAAGCACCAGACAGUGUGACAGGGACCUGGAAAGGGGACGUGACAUUUCAGUGCAUCUAUGUUCCCACGAGAGGCUACAAUCAAGUUUUGGUGAAAUGGCUGGUACAACGUGGCUCUGACCCAGUCACCAUCUUCCUACGUGACUCCUCAGGCGACCAUAUCCAACAGGCAAAAUACAGAGACCGCCUGAAAGUGAGCCACAAAGUUCCAGGGGAUGUGUCUCUCCAACUGAAUGCCCUACACAUGGAUGACAGUAGUCACUACACAUGUGAGGUUACCUGGCAGACCCCUGAUGGAAACAAAGUGACGAGGGAUAAGAUUAUUGAGCUCCGUGUCCAGAAAUACUCCUCUAAUCCACGUAUAAUCAAUACUGAAUCACCUACAACCAUGCGGUCCUCUUUGGAAGCAACAACUACAGUGAAUUCAAACUUUGACUGGACCACUAAGGGGAAUGGAAAACUUAAAGAGUCCAUUGCUGGCCCAGUGAAUGGAAAACAUGAUGGGACCACUGCUGGCCCAGAGAAUAAAAACCAUGAGAAGACCAUUGCUGACAAAGACUCCUCUAAUCCACGUAUAAUCAAUACUGAAUCACCUACAACCAUGCGGUCCUCUUUGGAAGCAACAACUACAGUGAAUUCAAACUUUGACUGGACCACUAAGGGGAACGGAAAACUUAAAGAGUCCAUUGCUGGCCCAGUGAAUGGAAAACAUGAUGGGACCACUGCUGGCCCAGAGAAUAAAAACCAUGAGAAGACCAUUGCUGACAAAGGAAGGGGCCUGCCAAUUGUCAUCAUCUUCAUCAUCUCACUUGGCUGCGUAGUGGUUAUCACCAUAGCUUAUAUCAUGUUCUGCCGCAGGAAAUUCCAACAAGAGCACGUCUAUGAAGUGACCAGGGUGUGUGCCAGGGAGACAAGCAACUCUGAAGAAACCACAAGGGUGACUACCUUCUCAAGUGGACACUUCAGUCAUGAAGCAGAUUCUCAUGCUCUGAUCAAUGACUAUUCUGAUGAGCCUUGCCUGGACCAAGAGUACCAAAUAAUCACCCAGAUCAACAAUGAUUAUUCAUGCCUGUUUCACACAGCUCCCAGAAACUAUGAAGUUCUUGCUACUGAAGACAACAUCUGCUAAAAUGGCCCUCUAAGUCAAGGUCUACUGACUUCCUCAGUUCUUGCCCUUAGCAUAGCUUUCUUACUUGCUUCCUUUCUUCCUACACAACCUAAAGUAUCAACUCUGCCAAUGUCGGGGCCACUGGGAAGGAAAUCUUGGUUUGGCUAAGAAUUUACCAUAUGCACCUCAAGAAAGCUAGCUUCUGGAUUUGGCCCUGGGCCCUUCUAUGUUCUGCCUGGGGCCUCUACAACUCCUCUGCAAACACCAGAAAAAUCCCCACAGCACUAGAGGUUCUUCUUUAUGCCUCAAGGCAUCACCAGAAAAUCAGACGAGGUUCAGUCCUACCAACUCAGGCAACCAUCUGUGUCCAUGAUUAAAUCCCUUUCUCUAGAGCCAGAGGACUUUUGGUUAAUAUUGCCAAAUCACAGGCCAAGGUACAGAUCUGUUCCUACACUGAGAAUCUAAUGCCCUUGUAUUCUUUUUGGUGUUAAUAAAUGUUUAAUCAUGACAGCAA
Peromyscus eremicus (cactus mouse) is the source of this 1767-nucleotide messenger RNA. It is a transcript of the gene Vsig4, whose product is annotated as V-set and immunoglobulin domain containing 4. Gene Ontology annotation, molecular function: complement component C3b binding. NCBI's taxonomy places the organism in Eukaryota, Metazoa, Chordata, Mammalia, Rodentia, Cricetidae. Bases 45 to 1274 code for a protein of 409 amino acids. The transcript is spliced from 9 exons. The record is from RefSeq and is a predicted model, not a curated record. Gene Ontology annotation, biological process: negative regulation of T cell proliferation; negative regulation of interleukin-2 production; negative regulation of macrophage activation.